CAAAAGUUUGACUCUCACAUGUUACAACACAAGCGCGAUUCAUAGGUUCCUCUGAGAAUUCAAAAAUCUUGAACUUGGCAUGUCUCUGUUCUGCUUCUGAUAAUCUGAUUCGCAAUGCUGCGGUAAAGACAAAGAGCGAUUGGUGAAUCGUCAGAGAUACUCACAAGAUAUUGUUGAAAUCUGUUGGCGAUGGAUUGCUCUGAUCCAGCAAGUAAAAAGGCAAAAGCUGAGGCAGGGUGUGCUAUUACAAGGAAGCCUCGGAUUCUACUUGGUGCUUGUGGAAGUGUUGGUGCUGUGAAAUUUGGGCAUGUUUGUCGUUGUUUUGCAGAAUGGGCAGAAGUAAGGGCGGUGGUCACAAAAUCAUCCUUGUGUUUUAUUGAUGAACAAACAUUUCCCAAGGAUGUUGUUGUAUUUUGUGAUAAGCAUGAGUGGCUUACAUGGAAAAAGCUAGGUGAUCCUGUGAUGCAUAUUGAGCUUCUUAGAUGGGCUGAAAUAAUGGUCAUUGCUCCAUUGUCAGCAAAUACUCUUGGCAAGAUAGCUGGAGGGUUGUGUGACAAUCUUCUGACAUGUAUUGUGAGAGCAUGGGACUACAGCAAGCCACUGUUUGUUGCACCAUCCAUGAACUCUAUUGUAUGGAGAAACCCUUUCACCGAACGGCAUUGCACCGAGAUUGAUGAGCUUGGCAUCACUCUCAUCCCUCCUGUUACACAUACAACAGCUAGUGGGGAUUUUGAGCAUGGCGCAAUGGCUGAACCUUCAACCAUUUCCUCGACUGUGAGAGUUUUUUAUGUGUUAAAGAUGCAGAAAAAGUAGUAGGUCAGGUUUAGCAAUUUUGAUCAUUAUUGUGCAAGUAUGGAUGGCUGUUGGUUAGCCAGGACCCUCCUUUGUCUUGGGUCCUUGUUUUAUCUUUUAUUAGUUGAUUUUUUUUAAUCGGCAAAUGGUAGUUGUUGGUUUUUUUAGAGAGGAAUUCAAAUUCAGAACCUCUUCUUUCCCCAGUUGAUCUAAUGUGAUCAUAUUUGAUUUGAUGAUA
Glycine soja is the source of this 1030-nucleotide messenger RNA. RefSeq names its product probable phosphopantothenoylcysteine decarboxylase. The transcript is spliced from 3 exons. NCBI's taxonomy places the organism in Eukaryota, Viridiplantae, Streptophyta, Magnoliopsida, Fabales, Fabaceae. Bases 190 to 813 code for a protein of 207 amino acids. The record is from RefSeq and is a predicted model, not a curated record. Gene Ontology annotation, biological process: coenzyme A biosynthetic process. Gene Ontology annotation, molecular function: phosphopantothenoylcysteine decarboxylase activity; FMN binding. Gene Ontology annotation, cellular component: phosphopantothenoylcysteine decarboxylase complex.